Messenger RNA from Alternaria arbusti, 1869 nucleotides. RefSeq lists its product as uncharacterized. The transcript has a single exon. Bases 1 to 1869 code for a protein of 622 amino acids. Lineage: Eukaryota; Fungi; Ascomycota; Dothideomycetes; Pleosporales; Pleosporaceae. The record is from RefSeq and is a predicted model, not a curated record.
AUGCCUCUCCUACCUCUGACCAAGGGACUAAAGAAGGCAGCGAAGAGAGCCGCCAAGAAACAAGGUGCAUCAGCUACUAAGGAGGCUCCUCCGAGUAACGUAAAGUAUACACUAGUCGGUACUAUUGAGCCUGAGCGGUUCGACACGCCCGCCAUUCCAUUCGUACCUACCCAGGACAGCGCAACAUCGACACGGAAUGUUAUUGUUUCCACUUCUCAGCACUCCAGCCUUAUGUCGCCUGGAGAUUUCGACGCUGCUCCAUCUAUAUCAACUACCUUACAGCAGGUACCGCCAUCGAGCACUGAUGUCGCUCAGUCUCAGUCCUCAGUUCCUCCGCCUACGUUAUCCGCACUGCCUCUAGAGUCCCUGGGCAGCUUCAACGAUAGCUUCACCUUCACAGCUCCCACUGGCGUUGCUACAUUUGGUGAACGCUCAAACACCAUUGACGUUUUCAACCACGAGUGUGGAUCUUCUUUCCCCCAGGAUGUUGAGGACAUUGAGUAUGAAGGUCCAAGAUCAUUGGCUUUCCGCGAAGCCUUCGUGAAAGAGCUAGGUAGCCCUACUUUUACGACCGCCGCAGCAUCAAGCAAAGCUUUCAAGGAAGCGUUAUCACAAAAAUCGGAUGCGACAGAGUCAUCGAUCUUUACGCGGCUCGGAGAUGCCACGACUGCCAACGCCCCUGCACCUGUAUACACAUCCAAGUUUCCAUUCACAGCUGCUGAUAGCCAGAAAAAGACGAAAGUACCGUCGGAGGAUACACAUCAGGAGCGGGCGCUUGUGCCGUACUACACACCCCAGCAAAUUGGCCGUGCUAUAUACCACGAAGUGGAUCAAGGUCUCGACGAGACCAACACUAAUCUGUCACUUGAAAGCAUACUUCGUAGUCGGAUGUUCUUAGCGAGCGCGGAUGGUGUGAUCCAAUGCAUCGCGUACGACCAGCUUCUACACGACGUGGAAACCAUCAAGGAUGACGGCGGAUCAGACUUCGACUCGGUCGCAUCUCCGAACAAAAGCUACCUUGACGGUCUGGGUGACGCGCAUGAUGAGAGGUCCCAGAGUAUUGACAGUCGCGUUGAGGCCGCUCCGUCAGACCUCGGCAUCCGCGACAGGCUUCACGAUGUUGAGGUCAGUGAGGAGCUGGAGAGCCUCGAAGUACCCGGUCGGUGUCUACAACCUACACCCAAGUAUAGUUUCGAUCGCGAAGAGCGCUCGAGCAAUGCGGACGGUUCGAAUACCGGUUCGGACGAGGCUGCAUCGGUCAGUAUCGAGAAGUGCGAAGUUGUUGCGACGCAGCAAGGAAGCCUCGAAUCAACCACACGCUCAGGCAGCAAAAAAGAGCUUCGCGACGCACCACUGAGCGAGCUCUCCAUUGGAGAGCUUGCGGAGACAGCGUCGACUAGCCCUCAAGUACCUGUAGCUUCCAACUAUGAUCCCGAUGUGAGUGUAAUGCGUCUCGGUACGGAGCCCCUCUCCUCCUACAUUGAAGUCAUGGAGGCCGAGGAGAGCGGCAAGGUUACUCGGAAUGCCGUGGUGACCGCGUUCCUAAAGUUCGUCAAUAUCGAGCGAAAGAAGCGAGGGGUUCAUACUCUACCGUCAUUAUACACAGCACAAAGUGUGCUGAGCAGUAGCAUUCUUCAGCACACAGUAAAGCUUGGUACAACAACUGUUGCAUCAUUUGUUGCACAGCUGUGCUUCGAUGCGAAGGACGAGGUCACGGUCAUCGAAUUGUGUGCGGCUUGGGACCGAUUGGGUCGUGAGGAAAUGCAACAGCAACAGGCCGCUUCUGGAGGCAUCGUGGGCGUGUUGCGAAGCGCUCUGGCAGGCUCACAUGAGACUGCGAGCUCGGAUAGACCAUGUCUCAACAAGUGA